Yamadazyma tenuis ATCC 10573 is the source of this 4906-nucleotide messenger RNA. The record is from RefSeq and is a predicted model, not a curated record. Lineage: Eukaryota; Fungi; Ascomycota; Pichiomycetes; Serinales; Debaryomycetaceae.
UGUUUUGUUAGACUGAUAACAGCGGGAGCGGGCUCCAUUUUGGGAAAACGAUUAGCGGAUUCAGAUACCGCUUUAUCUAUUUGCAAUUGGGCCUCCGUUUUUGAAACUACUUGAAAAUUGACAAUCGUCAAACAUUCAUUACUUUUGAACAAUAUGAGCCAAUUCACCAAAAUCAAGAAAGUUCUUGUUGCAAACAGAGGAGAGAUUGCUUGCAGAAUUAUAAGAAGCUGCAAGGAAAAUGGCUUAUACACAAUCGGAAUUUAUUCCACUGAAGAUUGUGAUGCCAUGCAUGUGGUUCAGUCAGAUGAAUCACAUUUAUUACCUGGAGUAGGUGCUAAUGCAUAUAUCAACAUCGAGGAAAUCGUCAAAAUUGCAAUUGACUGCAAAGCUGAUGUUGUGGUUCCUGGUUAUGGGUUCUUAUCGGAAAAUAGUGCAUUCGCUGACGCAUUAGAAAAUGCAGGCAUUAUUUUUGCAGGUCCAUCAGUAGAAUCUGUUGAAACUUUCGGUUUAAAACACAGUGCCAGAGUUUUGGCCGAAAAGAACCAUGUUCCGGUGGUUCCUGGAUCCAACUUGAUUGAAAGCGACGAAGAAGCGGUUUCUCGUGCCCGGGAAAUUGGUUAUCCAAUCAUGAUCAAGUCUACUGCUGGUGGGGGAGGUAUGGGAUUGAAAGUUGCCUAUAAUGAAAAUGAAUUAAUUGAUUCAUUCAAUGAAGUAGUCUCCAGAGGUCAAACCUUGUUCAAGAACCUGGGGGCCUUUUUAGAGAAAUAUGUUGAAGCUGGAAGACAUAUUGAGGUGCAAAUAUUUGGAAAUGGUAAAGGUGGUGUUGUUGCCUUUGGCGAAAGAGAGUGCUCAAUUCAAAGGCGGCACCAGAAGGUUAUUGAAGAAGCCCCCAGUCCUUUUGUGGUGAUGCCGACUUAUAAUCAUAAGGAUUUGAGAACAAAGUUGAGCAGAUGUGCCAUUCAAUUGGCUUCUUCAAUCAACUACAAAUCCGCUGGUACUGUGGAAUUCUUGGUUGAUGAUGAAACGGGCGAAUUCUACUUUUUAGAAAUGAACACCAGAUUGCAGGUAGAACACGGAAUCACUGAAUUGAUCUAUAAUGUGGACUUGAUGAAGUUGAUGCUCUUACAAGCAGAAUAUGAAGCCAAAGGAUCGUACGAGGUAGACAACGACAACAUCGCAAUUCCAAGCGGGCAUGCGAUUGAAGUCAGGGUAUAUGCAGAGAACCCAAUCAAGAACUUUCAACCUUCUCCUGGAAUAUUACACUUGGUUGAGUAUCCUGAAACUGCACUCAUUCCCGGCUGCAAAUUGCGCAUUGAUCAUUGGGUUUCUACUGGCUCUAAGAUUUCGCCAUAUUUUGAUCCAUUGAUUGCUAAAAUAAUGGUAUGGGGACCCGAUAGGCAAAAGGCCACUAAGGGAAUGAUUGAGGUUUUGGAAAACACAAAGAUUUACGGGCCUACUAACAACAUUGACUACUUGACUGAGAUUUUGAAAUCAGAAGCCUAUCAGUCUGGAAACACUUUGACUUCCUUUUUGAAUACUACUUUCAAAUUUGAGCCAAGUUUGAUCGAAUUUGUAAAACUGGGAGCGUAUACUACAAUUCAAGAUUUACCAGGAAGAGAAGCAUGUAGUGCUGGUGUUCCUUUAAGUGGUCCUGCUGAUCCUUUAUCAUUUCAAAUUGCUAAUUUGUUAGUUGGCAAUAAGAUGGAAGAAGCUGGAUUGGAGAUUUCUCUGAAGGGCCCUUAUAUUAAGUUCCAUGCUCCUGCGGUAAUUGCAUUGGCUGGGUCUCAUUUUAAAUUCAAAGUGAAUGGUAAAGCAGCUCCAAUGUUUGCAGCAAUUGAGGUUCCUGCGAAUUCGAUUGUGAAGAUUGGCGAUGCUAUUGGAAACGGACAAAGAUCUUAUUUGGCCAUUCAAGGUGGUCUACCUGAUGUUGCCGAGUACUUGGGAUCCAAGUCUUGCACACCAACAUUGAAUUAUGGGGGACACCAAGGAAGAGUGAUUAUGGCUGGUGACUGCAUCGGAGUGGUAAAACGUUCACCAAUAAAGGAAUUGAAGUUUGGACCUCAAAUUCCUACUUCAAGUCUUCCAGAUGUUGAAAGCUAUGAUGAAGAUUCUAUAUGGACUAUUCGAUGUGUUGGAGGUCCUCAUGAUACACCUGGUAUUUGUGAUAGGCAGAAGUUAGACAAGUUCUAUAACACUAUAUACUCAGUGAACUUGAACUCCAAUAGAGGAUGUACAAGGUUGGAUGGACAAGCGGAUGUAUUUUCAAGACCGGAUGGAAGAGAUGGUGGUACCCAUCCUAGUAACAUCCUUGAAUACCCUUAUCCCACCUGUGGUAUUAGUGUUGUUGGAAGUAUGAUGGCCUUAUUUGGUGUUGAUGGUGGUACAUUAUCUGGAUUUGUAUGCAUUUCUGUUCCAAUAAAGAGUGAAUGGUGGAAGUCAGGACAAGCCAAGGUGUCUAGCAAAAUCCAAUUCAAGCUUAUUAGUUAUUCUGACGCAAUAAAGUUGAACAAUAAGAGAGAAGCGUACUUGGAAGAGUUGUCGUCAGCAAUUAGAAGAGGAUCCAACUACCCAAGUUUUGAUGAUGACUUGGAAGAGUAUGAAACUGAUGACUCAAAAUUACACAAUACUAUAUUGUAUCACCGGGAGAAAACAAGUAAAUUACCUGAAUUGAGCAUCAGACAAGCUGGAGAAAAGUUAGUUGUGGUUGACUUUGGAAUCGAAGAGUUUACUUUGGUCAACAACGGGAGAUAUAAGCAGUUGGAGACCAAUAUCCAUGCCUAUGAUAAAUCGAGCGAUUUUUCCAAGGCUCUUAUUAGAACCGAGAUUACAACCGGUGCGAUUGGAGUCUUAUUUGAAACAAAUAAGAUUUCUAGAAAAGAGUUGUUGGAGAUUAUUAUCAAGCUUGAAGCUGCCAUUCCUCCCACAUCCGAGUUGAAGCUUAAGAGCACCUUGUAUAAAUUGCCAAUUUGCUUUGACCACAGUGCUUUAAAGCAUUGUAUUGACAGGUACAUCCACUCCCAAAGACCUUAUGCUCCAUACUUACCCAAUAACACGGAGUAUAUAAUGAGGGCCAACAACCUUGCGACUAUGCAAGACUUCAAGAACUCGGUCAUUGGCCAGACCCAGGUGGUUACUGCAGUGUCAUUUUUGUGUGCCAAUACGUUAUCUGUGAACCUUGAUCCAAGAACUAGAAUUAAGACGGGCAAGUACAACCCUGCGAGAACUUUCACACCCAAAGGAGCUAUUGGAAGUGGAUCAGUUGCAACCUCUAUCUACUCCAUUGACAGUCCUGGGGGAUACAUGAUCUGGGGGAUGGUGUUGCCCGAUUUGUGCUGGAACACUUUUAGUCGAUUGAGUGUGUUGAAGGGAAAGCCAUAUUUCUACGAAAACUUUGACCAAAUUUCCUACUAUGAGGUCAGUGAAGAGAAGUUGGCUGAAUUGAACACUCAGCUUCUUGCUGGAAGAUUAGAGAUUGAAACCGAAGAAGUGGAAAUUGACUUCAACGAGUACAUUAACUUUCUCAAGGAUAUUGAAGAUGAAGUGAAGGAAAUAGACGCAAAAAAGCAAGUCAGUAUGGAUGCUUUAAUUGCCGAAGAAGAAGUGUCCAGAGCCAAAUGGUUGAAAGAAAUGGAAUCAGCAAAAACAACUACAAGCACUGAUCAACUGAUUUUGAAUGACCCCUCUACUAUUAAAGUGAUGGCAAACAUGGCUGCAAACAUUUUUAAAAUCAAUGUCAAGAAAGGAGACAUAAUUACUGGUGAGGAUGUUUUGAUCAUUUUGGAAGCCAUGAAGAUGGAGAUUCCCAUGAGAGCCAUUAACGAAGAAGAAAGUGAUGAUGAAGACGACGGGCCCAAAAAAGAGGCAGCCCACCCAUCAACAUUGAAGUAUGAAGUGUUGGACGUUAUUGUAAAUGAAGGAGAUGUGAUGAACUCAGGGGACGUGUUGAUGCUUAUCAAAGCUAUUUAAUUUAUAUGCAAUUUAGAUAUUUUUCGCACCCCAUAAUUCAGCUACGAGAUGUAUUCAGACCCAUUCAAAGCGGUUACCAGAAAGUUAUCCGACAAUGUGUUGAUAGCUUCGGCUCCGUUCAGCAUAUUCAACAGAUUGAGAGUCGGAGCUCGAAUGUCCUUGUUCCAUUACGAUGGGAAAGUGGUUGUUUACUCGGCAUUUCCCUACGGCAGUGAAGUUGUUAGAGCUCUAAAGGAGCUUACUGGUAAAGACGAAUUCGACGUGUCUCACAUCAUCGUGCCCAAUAAAGAGCACUACAAGGCAGUGGGAGGAUUCAAGCGGGCGUUUCCAAAGGCCAAGGUAAUCACUCUGGAAAAGUUCCAAACUGACGAAUUUGAGGUUGACUACAGAAUCCCAUUUAGUGAAGGUAAUAAGGUCCUCGAUGAGAAGGCUUUGAAAGCCAUUGGAAUAAAGGAAGAAUCAUUUCUUAAGAACUUCCAGUUGGUGUUCUUGAGCCGUCACCGUCUAAAGGAAUUGGUCUUAUAUGAUAAGAAUUCCAAGUUUGUUACUUCGGCAGACUUUGCACUUUCCUUCUCAAGUGGUCGUGAUGGGGUUGAACAGUACGCGGAAGAAACUGGGUGGCCCAAGGGAAGUAAUCCAUAUUCCGGAUGGUCUUACUUACUCAGAUGGUGUUAUCCUGGUAACAAACUUUGGGUUAACCAAGUCAACAAGCUGAAUAUGACAGACACUGAGGAAGGAAGAGCAGGUAUUAAGGCCAUAUACAGUUUAGACUUCACUAAAUUGAUUCCAUGUCACGGGAAUAUUUUGGACGACGGCAAACAAGUACUUACCUCUUACUUCAGUUUCUUGGACACAAAGUAGAAUAGUAAAUCUCAAAUGUAUGGUAUAUUUUGAGAGCGACUUUUUCGGGCAAACAUAAAUUAAUAAUCAUUAUCAGUUU